Uranotaenia lowii is the source of this 2367-nucleotide messenger RNA. RefSeq lists its product as uncharacterized. The transcript is spliced from 3 exons. Bases 1 to 2367 code for a protein of 788 amino acids. Gene Ontology annotation, molecular function: nucleic acid binding. Lineage: Eukaryota; Metazoa; Arthropoda; Insecta; Diptera; Culicidae. The record is from RefSeq and is a predicted model, not a curated record.
AUGUACCGCAUGGUCAAAGUACAAGCCGAAGAUCAACGUCUGCAGCGUAUUCUGUGGAGAGAUUCUCCAGAAAUUCCGGUCCGUACUUACGAGCUCGUCACUGUAACUUAUGGUACAGCAUGCGCACCGUAUCUGGCAACCAAGUGCCUUCAGCAGUUAGCAGACAGUGGAAAGGAAUCGUAUCCCGAAGCAGCAAGGAAUCUACAAUACGAUACGUACGUCGAUGAUUCUCUCACUGGAGCGAAUUCAGUCGACAGUGCGAUAAAGUUAGCGACGGAGAUGAUUGAAUUAGCAGCAGCAGGUGGCUUUUUGUUGAGAAAGUUCAACUCAAAUUCAGCCGACGUACUGUCUGCAUUACCGGAUCAUCUUAUAGACGAGCGCGCUUCCUUGAACUUGGAUUCUACGACUGCAGCUGUGAAGACGUUGGGUUUAGUAUGGAAACCUACUACCGAUUGUUUCGUUUACGACUGUCCAGUUUGGAGCGACAAGGCCAAGAUCACCAAAAGAGUUGUGCUUGCAGAGACAGCACGCCUUUUCGACACGAUUGGACUUGUGGGCCCCAUUGUUGUCAUCGCGAAGAUAUUUCUGCAAGAUCUUUGGAAACUGCAGUGUGGAUGGGACGAUUCACUUCCAGAGGAGAUGCAGAACUUUUGGCAGGAGUAUCGGAUGAAUCUGAAAGCUCUAUCUUCACUCUCGGUUCCACGUUGGUUGACCUUUCAUUCCGAAGCAGCAUUUGUCGAGAUACACGGUUUUUGUGACGCAUCUGAAAAGGCCUACGGAGCCUGUGUUUAUUUUCGCUGUACUGCAGAAAAUGGUGAAGUUACCGUCCGUUUGAUAACCGCAAAAUCCAGAGUAGCAUCUUUAGACGACCUGAAGAGGAAGAAGAAAAAGCAGACAAUCCCGCGCCUCGAGCUUUCAUCUGCUCUUCUCUUGGCUCACCUCAUACCACUAAAGGCUGCCAGUGGCACCACGUUGCAGGAGUGGAAAAUCCAGCGGACAUGCAUCUCGAGAGGCAUGAUUCCAGCACAGCUUCAGUACCAAACGAUGUGGUUUGAGGGUCCACUUUGGCUGCGACAAGACCGCAGCACCUGGCCAGCUUCAAGCAAUCCAGAACAAGUUGAACAGUCGUUACUAAAAGAGCGGAAAGUAUGUUCGUUUCCUGUUACACCCGUGACUAGUGAAAUCUUCGGUUGGCGUGAGAGGUUUUUGGAUUUGAUUCAUCUUGUUGCGUGGAUGCUCCGAUUUGCGCACAAUUCCAGUUUGAGAAACCCACACCAACGAUCUUCCGGAAGUUUAACGUACGCAGAACAGUAUGCAGCCAUCCUUCACGUCGUUCGUGUAGCACAACAGGAAAGUUUCCCUGCCGAAUUCGACGCUCUCCAGAGAGGGCGACCACUGAAAGCGUCAUCCCCGAUCCUCUCUUUGAAUCCCGUGUUUGUCGAUAGCAUAAUUCGCGUUGGCGGCCGGCUAGCGCACGCACCGAUAAGCGAAGACAGAAAACAUCCGAUGAUCCUGUGCAGUAAACAUCCCCUGUCGAAAAUGAUAAUAGAGCACUACCACCCCUGUUUUUUCCAUGCCGGUGCUCAACUUCUUGUUUCUUCCGUCCGUGGGAGAUUUUGGAUCACCAGAAUCAGAUCGUUAGUCAACACAGUUCUGAACGAAUGUGUGCAGAGUUUUCGUAACAAACCACGCGUAACAGAGCAGCUUAUGGGCGACCUGCCAGCAGAGCGUGUUUCGCCAUCGAAUCCAUUCGAGAACGUUGGAGUAGAUUAUUGUGGACCUUUCCUAGUAAAAUAUCCUUCAAGUCGUCGAAUCCAACCCUGCAAAAUGUUCGUUGCUAUCUUCGUUUGUUUGGCUACGAAGGCAGUCCAUAUAGAGCUGGUCACGGACCUGACCAGUGAUUCAUUCAUCGCAGCGUUUAAACGAUUUGUUGGUCGUCGUGGGAAACCUCGAGUUGUGAUGUGUGACAAUUCGACAACUUUCGUUGGUGCUCGCCGAGAAUUGGAUGAACUCCGUCUGCUUUUUCGAAACGAACAGUUCCAGAGACAUGUCGUCCAUUCGGCAGUAGACGACGAAACCGAAUUCAAAUUCAUCCGGCCAGGAGGCCUCCGCUCCAGGGAAGUUUUUGUAAUGUCGAAUCGGUCUGGUGAACCACAUCCAGUCAUCUGGUCAACUAGUCAUCAAGCCAUCCAGUCAACCAGUUUUUCCGUUCUCCUGUCGUCACGUCGUCCAGUUACCACAUCGUCCGUUCAACCGCCAUCCGUACUACAAGCGAUAUGUGUUUCUGUGUCCUGUCGUUUGUACAUCGUUGGUAGAUAUCGUCCAGACUCCGUAUCUUUGGUGGUAAAAAUCGUCCAGUCCCCGUAG